Mustela erminea (ermine) is the source of this 1719-nucleotide messenger RNA. It is a transcript of the gene CLRN2, whose product is annotated as clarin 2. The transcript has 3 exons. NCBI's taxonomy places the organism in Eukaryota, Metazoa, Chordata, Mammalia, Carnivora, Mustelidae. The record is from RefSeq and is a predicted model, not a curated record. The coding region runs from base 225 to 923 and encodes 232 amino acids.
UUGAGUCAGGUGAAGGCGGUCUCUGUAGAAACUUCCGGAUGUGCUGAUAGUAAACAUAGGCUGUGGAGGCAGGCAGUGAGGGAGGACCGGGAGAUGCACUCGAAAUCCUGAAAUGCCGUGUUUGGAAGAGCUGACCCUGGAGCCGGAGACCGCAGAGUGUCCAGAGAAUGCCGACCACCCUCGCCACCCCUGGGACACCUGCAGGAUAACCUGCACCCACUAGAAUGCCUGGAUGGUUCAAAAAGGCGUGGUAUGGACUGGCAUCUUUACUCAGCUUCUCCUCCUUUAUCCUGAUCGUUGUUGCCCUGGCCGCGCCCCACUGGCUGAGUGGGAAAAUCCUUUGUCAGACUGGAGUGGACCUGGUCAACGCCACCGACCCAGAGCUGGUCAAGUUCAUUGGGGAUAUUUACUACGGGCUCUUCCAAGGAUGUAAAGUGCGACAGUGCGGGCUCGGGGGCCGCCAGUCCCAAUUCACAAUCUUCCCACACCUGGUGAAGGAACUCAAUGCAGGCCUCCAUGUGACAAUUCUGCUGCUCCUCUUCUUGGCCUUGGCCCUGGCUCUGGUCAGCAUGGGCUUUGCCAUUCUCAACAUGAUCCAGGUUCCAUAUAGGGCAGUCAAUGGCCCCGGGGGCAUCUGCCUAUGGAACGUCCUUGCAGGUGGAGUCGUGGCACUGGCCAUCACCAGCUUCAUGGCUGCGGUCGAGUUUCACGACCUCACCGAGCGCAUCGCCAACUUCCAGGAGAGGCUCUUCCGCUUCGUGGUGGUGGAGGAACGGUACGAAGAGUCCUUUUGGAUCUGUGUGGCCAGUGCCUCCGCCCACGCUGCGAACUUGGUAGUGGUGGCCAUCAGUCAAAUUCCGCUCCCGGAGAUUAAGACCAAAAUCGAAGAGGCCACGGUCACGGCUGAGGAUAUCCUGUAUUGAUCGUCCUCUGCGACUCACAACCUUUCCUGAGUCAGUUCUGCGGUGUGAACCGGCACCACAUUUUGCGCGCAGGCUUUGCAGUCCAGAGCGCCCCUGUUCUGGAAGGUAAGAAGGAGAAAGUGGAGAGAGGCAGGGCGGUGCCUGGACCAGAAAAGAAAGCUUUCCCAUACUCCCGGCAUCUCUGCCCUUCCCUCUCACUGACCUUGGAGUUAGAGACUCUGCUACUUGCCAGCUGUGUGGACACUGGACAAUUCACUUAAUUCCUGCUUCUCACUUUCCUCAUCUGUAAAAUGGAGGUAAUAAGACCUCCCAAGGUUGUGAUGAGGUUUAAAUGGGCAAUAUGUUGCCAACCUUUGAAUCAAUAUAUGUAUCUGGGAUUAGCGUCUUCUACAGAUAUAAAGUAAUGAACACUCCAAUAAAUGUCUAUAGACCCCUGUUCUGUUCCACAAAAUAUGAGGGGUGGAAGUAAAGAGGCAUAUGGUAACACCCCUGCCCUCCAGAAACAUUUAAUCCUUCCACAUGACAGGCAUCAGAUAGCAACAGUAACACUAAGAAUGAAAAAUAAUUGCUUUUCUUUUUUUUUUUUAGUGGUUACUAUAUACUGGACACUGAUCUAAGAGUCCUAUAUAUAUGGGGUCCUCACUAUAAAUUCAGAUUGUUGGUACUUUAUUUCCACCUUAUCGAUAAGAAACUAAUGUAUCCAGAGAUCAGUUAACUUGCUGAGGUCCAGAAUUCAGUUGAGGAAGUCUAAAACCAAACUGUUUACUUGCAACCACUUUGCUAAUCGGCUGUUGGA